AUGCUCAUUGGAUUAUGUGGAGGCAUAUGUGCCGGCAAACAUGCGAUUGCCGAGUACCUGAUUCAACAACAAGGGUUCCAACUUCUUGAGCUUGCCAGCAAAAUGCCCCAGAUCACCGACCCCGAGGAUGACUUACGACUACAAGCUUCAGAGAUCAGAAAGAAAGGAGACACCCAACCAGAGCAUACGUUUGAGAAUGCCGAUAUUCUCCUCGACUUUGCUACUAAAAGAUGGCAAGAACGUUGGAUAACUACAGAUAUUGCAGAUGCAAGUACUCUAGAUCGAUUCCUGUUACGCCCAUUCUUUCUGCUUGUGAGCGUUGAUGCCCCGGUGAGCCUCCGAUGGAAACGAUUUGCGGACAGGUGCUGGAGAAGACAGCUAGACCCGCCCGAUCUCGAAAAAUUUGUUCUCUGGAACGACCAUAACUUAUACGACAAGGAUGUUGGGCGUGUUUACUUGACCGAUAAAGCCCAAGUGCGCUUGUUUAACUCAUCGUCAUCCCUUGAAGAGCUACACUCGGCCCUGAACACUCUUGACCUGGCUGACGAAGAGCGACUACGACCAAAUUGGGAUCAAUAUUUCAUGCAGCUGGCCUCUCUGGCCGCACAAAGAAGCAAUUGCAUGAAGAGAAGAGUAGGAUGUGUGCUGGUCCGAGAGCGCCGUGUCAUUAGUACUGGGUACAACGGAACUCCGCGUCAUCUUCGAAACUGCAACCAAGGUGGAUGUCCUCGAUGCAACCGCGGAGAUGGAGGUGGAGUUGGCCUCUCAACGUGCCUUUGCCUACAUGCCGAAGAAAAUGCGUUGUUGGAAGCAGGCAGAGAGCGCAUUCGAGAGGGCGCUAUUCUUUACUGUGAUACAUGCCCGUGCCUGACAUGCACUGUUAAGAUAGCCCAAGUCGGCAUAUCUGAAGUUGUUUACUCUCAAGGAUAUAACAUGGACAAAGAUAGCGCUGCCAUCUUGCAAGAAGCAGGUGUUCGUCUACGGCAAUUCCACCCGCCCUCGAAUGGUCUUGUUUAUUUGCAGGACCUUGUGGUUUGA
This is a messenger RNA of Penicillium antarcticum, 1038 nucleotides long. RefSeq names its product deoxycytidine monophosphate deaminase. The transcript has 8 exons. Lineage: Eukaryota; Fungi; Ascomycota; Eurotiomycetes; Eurotiales; Aspergillaceae. Gene Ontology annotation, molecular function: zinc ion binding; hydrolase activity. The coding region runs from base 1 to 1038 and encodes 345 amino acids. The record is from RefSeq and is a predicted model, not a curated record.